Exophiala dermatitidis NIH/UT8656 is the source of this 2274-nucleotide messenger RNA. Its product is annotated as hemolysin. Gene Ontology annotation, cellular component: intracellular membrane-bounded organelle. The transcript is spliced from 3 exons. Lineage: Eukaryota; Fungi; Ascomycota; Eurotiomycetes; Chaetothyriales; Herpotrichiellaceae. The coding region runs from base 1 to 2274 and encodes 757 amino acids. Gene Ontology annotation, biological process: magnesium ion homeostasis. The record is from RefSeq and is a predicted model, not a curated record.
AUGUCGACACAAACGCGAAAUGCCUACCUGGCUUCACGGCCGAUGGUCAUGGGCCUAGCAAAGGUCUUGGUCGUUGCAUUUUCGCAGAUUCCGUUCGUUCGAGCCGCUCCUCUACACCCCCUCUAUCUCCUCGCCGUACCCGACAAACCGGAAGUACACGAUCCCAGCAAUCCUAGCCUGUGGAUAUACUUGACAGUGGCUGCGGCGCUCGUGCUGCUUGGGGGUGCUUUUGCCGGGUUGACAAUUGCGUUGAUGGGACAGGAUGAAAUAUAUCUUCAGGUCAUCCGAGAUUCCGGCGAAGGACCGGAAAGGAAGCACGCUGCAAAAGUUUUGGACUUGUUACGAAAAGGAAAGCACUGGGUAUUGGUCACACUGCUUCUCAGCAAUGUCAUUACGAAUGAGACUCUUCCCAUCGUGCUAGACCGUUCGCUCGGCGGCGGUUGGCCAGCUGUUUUGGGAUCUACCGUGCUUAUUGUCAUCUUCGGCGAGAUUGCUCCUCAGUCCGUCUGCGUCCGUUAUGGACUACCCAUCGGAUCGUGGAUGGCACCAUUUGUCCUCGUCCUUAUGUACCUCAUGGCCCCGGUAGCUUGGCCCACGGCCAAAUUGCUCGACUACCUCCUAGGGGAAGAUCAUGGAACCGUAUACAAGAAGGCGGGAUUGAAGACUCUAGUGUCACUACACAGAAGCUUGGGGGAAGCCGGCCAGCAACUGAAUGCCGACGAAGUUACCAUCAUCAGCGCGGUCCUCGACCUCAAGGAUAAGCCUGUCGGGAGCAUCAUGACCCCCAUGGAGGACGUCUUUACACUCUCGCUCGACGAUGUACUGGAUGAGACCACCAUGGACAACAUCCUUUCGCAAGGCUACUCCAGGAUCCCCAUCCACCACCCAGAUAAUGACGAGAAUUUUGUCGGCAUGCUACUGGUCAAGAUGCUCAUUACUUAUGACCCGGAGGAUGCUAAACCGGUCCGUGAUUUUGCCUUGGCCACACUACCUGAGACAAGGCCCGAAACAAGCUGCUUGGACAUUGUCAACUUCUUCCAGGAGGGCAAAUCCCAUAUGGUCCUUGUGUCUGAGUAUCCGGGCGAGGAUCAUGGUGCCCUUGGUGUGGUCACUCUAGAAGAUGUCAUCGAGGAAUUGAUUGGCGAAGAAAUCGUCGAUGAAUCCGAUGUCUUUGUUGAUGUGCACAAAGCUAUUCGACGCGCAAUGCCUGCCCCCACCCGCCGCAUCCCGAAGACAUUCAUUGUCUCCGAACCGGCAGCACUCAACGGCACUACGUCGGAUUUGGUCGACAUCGAUGAACGCGAAACAUUGACUCCCACAGACCUGCAACGAAUCAAGGCCUCCGACACCGGAAAGACGAAAGUGAUCGCUGGACCUCGAAGGAGGUCAAGUGCAUCCAACAGUGUCGCCACAGAUGCCAAGACCGGCAAGCGACAUAGUACUGACGACAUUAAGGAACACUUGAAGCAUCUAGGACCUUCAAAUCUGGCAAGCAGACCCCGAUCAACGAGGUAUAACACGGUCAAGAUCAAGAGGGGUACAGACACGGCCGCAAGAGAAAACGGCGGCGAAGGCCGAGCGACACCCGCUAGGAGGAUAUCAGAAAGUGCCUCUGAAUAUCAGAAUGGCAUCGGUGAAGGUGUCAUCUCAACUGGUGGGAAAGAGGCCAGUGAUGGUGUGCAAGCUCUCCAUCAAGAGGGUUAUGGAACACUUUCUCCAGAGAGACGGCCAGACAGUGCGACUAAGGGAGUACAGGCCGAUCUCCUGGACACCGAAACUGAAAACACUGAUGCCCACAGUGCCGAUGAUAAUGGUGAUGGUUAUGGUGAUGAUGCCAAGCACCAAGAUCGACCACCGGCGAAGACGAUGGAUAGCCAGAGCACUGUUGGGAGCCUACAUGAUGCGCGAAGUCAGUCGCGGACUAUAAUCUACCAGCCUAAAGGUCCUGCUCGAAGUGGCAGUAUCACGGAAAAUAUUGUCGAUACCAACGGCUUCCGCAAAAUUGUCCUGGAAACUACCUCGAGCAGUGAGUCGAACGGGGAGGAUGAAAACAGCGGUGCCAAUAAAAUCCAUACACCACAUGAAGAGAAUACACAGUUGGCAACAAAUGGAAAGCCAGAAGGAAGUAACAACAACAGCAGCAGCAGUAGCAACAACAACAACAAAAACAACCAAGAACAGCAACCACAACAGAGUCAAGGGGGGAAGAAGAAGAAACGUCGAAAGCGUAAGAAUGGCCAGGGCAAAGGAGAGCGUGAGCCGCUUCUCGGAUGA